GCUGCCCGAGCUGCGUUCCGCGCCGCCGCCGCCACCGCGCCUCGAAGUUUGCCGGCUGACUCGGAAAGUUGCGCUCCGGCUCGGCCGCCGCAGCGCGUCCAGCCUCCUUGCCUGCCCCGCUCGCCGCCGCCGCCCUCCGCGGUGCCCCGGCCCCGCCAACACCCGCAGCCCCGGCCCCGCCUGCCGGGGGCAUGUGAGCCGUGGCCGCCCCGAGAGGCCGUGCGGGCUGCACGGCCCCGGCGCCUCCCCGAGGCAGCGCGCGGGCGAGGGGCGCGCCCCGGCCCCAGGGCCCCAGGCAGCCUGGGUCGCCAUGGGCUUCCAGGGCAUGGAGCUGUGCGCCAUGGCCGUGGUGGUGCUGCUGUUCAUCGCGGUCCUCAAGCAGUUCGGCAUCCUGGAGCCCAUGUCCAUGGAAGACAGCAGCGACAGUGAGCUGGAGCUGUCCACGGUGCGCCACCAGCCGGAGGGGCUGGACCAGCUGCAAGCACAGACCAAGUUCACCAAGAAGGAGCUGCAGUCCCUCUACAGGGGCUUCAAGAAUGAGUGUCCCACGGGCCUGGUGGAUGAAGACACCUUCAAACUCAUCUACUCACAGUUCUUCCCUCAGGGAGACGCUACCACCUACGCACACUUCCUCUUCAACGCCUUCGAUGCCGACGGGAACGGGGCCAUCCGCUUCGAGGACUUUGUGGUCGGGCUCUCCAUCCUGCUGCGAGGAACAGUCCACGAGAAGCUCAAGUGGGCCUUUAAUCUCUACGACAUUAACAAGGAUGGCUACAUCACCAAAGAGGAAAUGCUGGCCAUCAUGAAGUCCAUCUACGACAUGAUGGGCCGCCACACCUACCCCAUCCUGCGGGAGGACGCGCCCAUGGAGCACGUGGAGCGGUUCUUCCAGAAAAUGGACCGGAAUCAGGACGGGGUGGUGACCAUUGACGAGUUCCUGGAGACCUGUCAGAAGGAUGAGAACAUCAUGAGCUCCAUGCAGCUGUUCGAGAAUGUCAUCUAGGACAUGAGCAGGGGGCUGGGGGCCACUGCCACCUUCACCCCCAAGUAACCUCAAUCCUGCCAGGAGCAGCCUCCAUGAGAAACGUUUUUUUAAAUAUAUUUGAAAGUGAA
Messenger RNA from Lemur catta (Ring-tailed lemur), 1113 nucleotides. It is a transcript of the gene KCNIP3, whose product is annotated as potassium voltage-gated channel interacting protein 3. Lineage: Eukaryota; Metazoa; Chordata; Mammalia; Primates; Lemuridae. Gene Ontology annotation, molecular function: DNA-binding transcription repressor activity, RNA polymerase II-specific; RNA polymerase II cis-regulatory region sequence-specific DNA binding; calcium ion binding. The transcript has 8 exons. Gene Ontology annotation, cellular component: voltage-gated potassium channel complex; nucleus. Gene Ontology annotation, biological process: regulation of potassium ion transmembrane transport; negative regulation of transcription by RNA polymerase II. The coding region runs from base 311 to 1003 and encodes 230 amino acids. The record is from RefSeq and is a predicted model, not a curated record.